Panthera uncia (snow leopard) is the source of this 4515-nucleotide messenger RNA. RefSeq names its product VPS37C subunit of ESCRT-I (gene VPS37C). The record is from RefSeq and is a predicted model, not a curated record. Gene Ontology annotation, cellular component: ESCRT I complex. The transcript has 4 exons. NCBI's taxonomy places the organism in Eukaryota, Metazoa, Chordata, Mammalia, Carnivora, Felidae. Gene Ontology annotation, biological process: ubiquitin-dependent protein catabolic process via the multivesicular body sorting pathway; protein targeting to vacuole; protein targeting to membrane. Bases 2269 to 3405 code for a protein of 378 amino acids.
CUUGGCCCCUGGCUCUUUGCGCUCAGCCCCGACCGCAGGAACGGGCAGACACCCUGUUCUGUGCUUGGACCCCGGCUGGGCGCUGCUGCUGUUGUGGGUGUGAAGGCCCGGCAAGUUCUCAGCCGGAUCUGGGCCACGCCGGAGGCCUAAUAAGUAAUUUCUGUGGUGUUGGAGCCUCGGGCCGGCAUUUGCGCUAAGCCAGACCUUGCGCUAAGCUAGCGCUUUGUCUGCCCUCCCUCUCUGAGCCUCACACCGGCCCAUUCUGCUGAUGAAGGCCCGGAGGCUCAGGGAGGUUCCCGUUUGUCCUGCGGGUCCCGUAGAUGGCCGACCCCCUCGGUUGGCCGCGUGGUAGCAGCGUGCCUCUGGAGUUCUUCCCGGGGCCUGUUCUAGCUGCCGUUCUCCUGCUCCAGCUUUUAGACCAAGGCUUUUUGGAGCAGCAGGGUGAGACGUGGACCAGAAGGGUGUUGAAUUUUGAGGCUGCCGUUUCCUGAUCUUUCUGGUCCCCACCCGGAAGGAGCCAACUGCCUGCCCCCGGGGCAGGAUCAGGAGGGACCACACAUGCAAAAGGCAUGCGCUCCGGUGCCCAGUAACCUGUGGCCUCCGCGGUCACCCGACUAGCUAGGAGCUGUCGCCUUUCUUGGAACCUGACCCUGGAUCAGCUGGAUCAGCAUCCCCAAGGGAGAUUCUGGAUUUCUGGGCCCGCCCAGGCCUAGUGACACAGAACUCUACCUUUGGGACUGGGGCGCCUGCGUUUUCAGAGGGCUUCCCCCUGGGGUUCAGGCGCGUACCUGCAUUUGGCAUUCCUUGCCUCAGAGGUUCGGGACCACCCUGAACCCUCAGGAGAUAAGAGACGGUGGUGGUGCCUCUGUUUGGCUAGCUCUUUCUCAGGAGGGUGACCCUGUAUUUUGUUGUCGAAACUAGGGCACUUUUGAGCAUCAGAAGGGAGUACCGUUAACAGCCGUGCCGGCACAUGAGGAGUCAGCCGGUGCUUUGCUGGUGAAUGGGGUGGGUGUCCCUGUUGAUCCGUUUCUCCUUUCAUCUUUCUGAUGACCUGGGAGAUGCCAGCCCCUUCCAUUGCAGACAGGGAAACUAAGACCUGGACAGGGCCGCUUCCGACCACACGGGCGUAACCUUGGUCCUUGAUUGCAAAGCACCUCCUUGGAUUAACCAUCACUGUCGGCUCGCGCUAGCUGAGCACAGUACCCGGGAGGAUUGGGGGCUUCCAGGUCUCGCUAUCUUUCGAACCUGGGAUCUUUUGAAAACUAACAUCACUUUCGUAAUGAGAAAAAUCUACAUCGAAGCUAUAAAAUGUGCUUCUGGGGGCGCCUGGGUGGCUCAGUCGGUUAAGCGUCCGACUUCAGCUCAGGUCACGAUCUCGCGGUCUGUGAGUUCGAGCCCUGCGUCGGGCUCUGUGCUGACCGCUCAGAGCCUGGAGCCUGUUUCGGAUUCUGUGUCUCCCUCUCUCUGCCCCUCCCCCGUUCAUGCUCUGUCUCUCUCUGUCUCAAAAAUAAAUAAACGUUAAAAAAAAAAUUAAAAAAAAAAUGUGCUUCUGGAAAAGAUAGCAGGGGAAUCCUGUGAGCAGAAAGGAAGAGUGUGCUGGGGGUGUCUGUGCUGCCUUCUCCAGGUCCCCGGGGCUCCCUCUCGGGGCUUGGCUGUGACCCCUCUGUCACACAGACAAUCGAUGUCCCUCUGGGCAGAGUGACAGAGGGGGAGGGUUGCUAAAACCAGCUCUCCCGUCCAAGCAGAUGUUCUUUGUGGGUCGGUCAGCGUCCUUUGCCUUCCCAUUGCCCUAGGGGCCAAUUUGAUUAUUUUUUGUGGUCGUUCUUCUCCAAGGAGACCUGCAUGUGACGGUCCGUUUCUGUGGCACGUGGAGGGGACUGCAGUUGCAGAGAAUACUUGAGGGAAGCCCAAGGUUGUCAGUGCGCUAGAUAAAACUAGCUGCGAUGCCCUUGAGCCUGUGAUGCUGAGGCCGCAGAGCCCCUGUGUGUGAAGGUUUAGGUGUAUUUCUGGUUCAGACAGAAAUAGACACUUAGCGGAGGUCAUGCUGGCAUCGGGGCUCACGGGCGGCCUGGGGCCAACGUAGUCUCUGUCCCUGGCCGCCUGUCCUGCCCUGUCCCGUGUGUACCUUGGGUAGUUUCAUCCCGCACCCUAAGGAAUCCCAGUUUUGCCUCUGGCUGCCCAGUGCUUUCACAUACCUGUUGCUCAUGGUUUGGGAGAAGGAGUGGCUUCCUGGUGUCCCCGGGGACAGGGGAUGGCAGGGUGGCCGGAAUGAGCUGGAAGCAUCGUCGGAAAACCGUGGCGUGUCUCUCGCUUCGCUCUGUGUUCACAGGGAGGAUGGAGACACUAAAAGGCAAGACCUUGGAGGAGCUGGAGGAAAUGCAGAACGACCCGGAGGCCAUUGACCGGCUGGCCCUGGAGUCCCCUGAGGUCCAGGACCUGCAGCUGGAACGAGAGAUGGCUCUGGCCACCAACCGCAGCCUGGCUGAGCGGAACCUGGAGUUUCAAGGUCCCCUGGAGAUCAGCCGCUCAAACCUCUCGGACAAGUACCAGGAGCUGCGGAAGCUCGUGGAGCGGUGCCAGGAGCAGAAGGCGAAGCUGGAGAAGUUUGCUUCAGCACUGAAGCCAGAGACCUUGUUAGACCUUCUGCAGAUCGAAGGCAUGAAGAUUGAAGAAGAGUCUGAGGCCAUGGCCGAGAAGUUCCUGGAGGGCGAGGUGCCCUUGGAAACGUUUCUGGAGAACUUCUCCUCCAUGAGGAUGCUGUCUCACCUGCGCAGGGUGCGCGUGGAGAAGCUUCAGGAUGUGAUGAGGAAGCCCAGAGUUUCCCAGGAGCCGGCUGGUGACGCCCCUCCUCCGCGCCCCCCGCCCCCGCCUCGCCCGGCCCCCCCGGCAACACCCCCUGUGGCCGAAGAGCCGCCCCCGCCACCGGCGGCCGUGCCUCCCUACCCUUUGCCCUACAGCCCGUCUCCUGGCAUGCCCGUGGGCCCCACCGCCCAAGGCGCGCUCCAGCCGGCCCCCUUCCCCGUGGUGUCCCAGCCCUCCUUUUCCUACAGUGGGCCUCUGGGCCCCCCUUACCCGUCAGCCCAGCCGGGACCCCGGGCUGCCGCGGGCUACCCCUGGUCCCCACAAAGGAGCACGCCCCCCCGGCCAGGCUAUCCCGCGGCCCCCACUGGUGCCUCUGGCCCCGGAUACCCCUUGGCGGGGAGCCGGGCCCCCAGCCCUGGCUAUCCUCAACAGGCCCCUUACCUCUCGACUGGAGGAAAACCUCCUUACCCAACACAGCCCCAGCUCCCCAUCUUCCCAGGCCAGCCCCAGCCCUCAGGCGUCCCCCAGCCGCCCUACCCUCCCAGGCCUGCCCCUCCCUAUGGGUUUCCGGCACCUCAGGGGCCCUCCUGGCCCGGGUAUUAGACACAGUCCCGGCCCUCGGCCCUUCCCUACUUCUCCUUGUACCGCAACCUUUGGCCCGCCCACCACUGAGAUUCGAGGUUAAAUUGCAGGUGGACUUGGGUCCUCCUUGUGGACUUGUGUCAGCACGUGGGAGCCGAGGGGGGACCUGGUCGGGAGCGUGCAGGCCUGGAAAGGCGCCGGCAGCGUGACUGGCUUGGCCGCACCAGACGGCCACGGCACUCAGUGGCCUCCUGGGGGAGGGGAGCGCCUCCUUUCAGUGACUGGCUUCAGCUUUUCUGGUGCUAGCCAGGCGGGGAGCUCGGUGCCUCCUCCGUGGGUGUCCGUGUGAGUGGGCAGGUGCGUGUGCUCGGGGGCACGCACUUGUGCUUGCACUCACGGACACCGGAACCCAAUGCAAUUAUCUUCGUGAUGAGGGGGUCUCCGGCCCCCGCUCACCCCCUCCCUCUCUCCUGGGAUCUGGCACAUUCAACCUGGUGCCCACAGCAAGGGAUGCGACUCUGCGUCCGUCUGGUCCAUUCAAGGAUGGCCUGGAGCUAGAGUGGGAUCGGGAGAGGGAACAGUAAGGAGAAACACUGAUUUUUAAAUCACAUAAAGCCAUAAUUGAACUCCGAUAGGUUGAUGUCAGAUAAGCUUGUCCCGUGUGCUGGUUUGAACGACGGCAGCAGAGCCAGAGCAGCGAGAAAGCAGGGGGCUGUGAAGGUGGACCCCAGAAUCUGAGGCAGAAUCUGGAGGGGAGGGGCCAGCUCCGGCCCAGGAGAUGGUGUCGCACCGGACUCCUUUAGGAAUGGAGCGGCCGCCCUCUCUUCUCUGGGGCCCUCCACUUCCGGUUGACUGCUGAGGCCCACCCCAUCCAUCCGCUCCUUUAGUGCCUUGAAUCUCAUCCGCAGCAGCCCCCUCCCUCCGUCUGCUGCCUCUGGCUCCCUCGUGUAACUCCCCACCCCGGCACCCCUCCUGAGACACACGUUAAAGGAUGCCCUAACAGCGACUUCCCAAGUGGUGCUUCCUCAGACACCGUGACUGCCACCGUGUCAGAGUCCGCUCCUCUGCUUCCCUCUUGUCGUCAGAAUGUAAAGGGCAGGGAUUGGGACUCGCGCCGCCUGCAGCCCCCCC